Alternaria atra is the source of this 582-nucleotide messenger RNA. RefSeq lists its product as uncharacterized. The transcript has a single exon. NCBI's taxonomy places the organism in Eukaryota, Fungi, Ascomycota, Dothideomycetes, Pleosporales, Pleosporaceae. Bases 1 to 582 code for a protein of 193 amino acids. The record is from RefSeq and is a predicted model, not a curated record.
AUGUCCAAAAAAGAUACAAUUGCCUUUAUGGCUCUACCACCUGAGGUACGCGUCAACAUCUACAAGUACAUCUCACCAGUCAACACUCGCCCCGCUGAAUCCUCUGGUCUCUGUCGAACUUGCCGCCUCAUCCACAAGGAGUGGAACUGGGAAGCACGAAAGAGUGUAUUCUAUGAACACGAUCGGUUCGAAAGAUACCUGGCCUCCAGCGGGAUUCAACUUCAUGAGUCGGCGGCUGAAAUGCUUUCCACCUCAUCCAUCACGAUCGAGCUACCCUUGGAGAUCUUCUCAGGUUCUGAUGCAUGUGCUCUAAACCUCAUACCUUGGCAUUGGACCUGGAUCACAAACGUGAACAUCAUCUUCAGUCAAACCUGUCCGCCCGCGCCAGAUAGGCUAGUACUCAUGUACUACUUAUACGACUGCCUGGACAAGCGGAUGAACAACUACAUUGCGGGCCAUACUGCACGCAAGAAGCUGGAUCAUUUUACAAUCAGGAAUAUAGCUCUCCGAUGGUACGGUGUCCCUAAGUGCCUUUUCACUAGACACCGGGACAAGCAAUCCAACAACAAAAUACGCCGCUAG